AUGGAGCCUGAGAUCCUGCUCUGCUUCCUCCCAGGGGCCCUGCCCAAACCCGUCCUCUGGGCCGAGCCAGGCACUGUGGUCCCCCGGGCACGGCCUGUGACCUUCGUGUGCAGUUCCCCAGGUGGGGCUGAGUACUUCCGCCUGGAGAAGGAUGGAAAACAUUUUCAGGGUCAGGAAAGUGUGUCUCAAGAUGGUUCGCAGGCGACCGAGGCCAGAUUCCACUUCCCCGCGGUGAGUGAAGACAUGGCUGGGAGGUACCGCUGCCUCUAUCACGAUGUGCAUGAGAGGUGGUCUGAGCGCAGUGAGCCCCUGAAGCUGCAGGUGACAGAGAAGGACUACUCCACUCCGCCCUCAGGAGGCCCCCGAGUUCUCAGCUCCACCCCCAGCUCCACGCCCAGCUCCACUCCCAGCUCCACUCCCAGCUCCCCGCCCAGCUCCGCCCUCAGCUCCACCCCUAGCUCCACCCCCAUCACAGACACAAAGCCCCUCUCAGCUGGCCUGAUGAACAAAUACAUUUAUAUCCUUGUUGGGACCUCCGUGGCCGUUCUCCUCUGCCUCCUCCUGCUGGUCCUGCUCUUAGUCCGUCGCCGGCGUCAGAGAAAACACGAGUCCCUCCACAGCAAAGGCGAGGAGCAGAGGCCCCAGGAGAGGCUCAACCCAGCAGCUGACAUCACAGAGGGCACCCCAGAUGAGGCCACAGUCUGUGAACCUCCUGAGAAAAACAGGGAGACGCAGAGCCCAAGCCCUGAUGCGGAGGACGCCCAGGAGGUGACAUACGCCCAGCUGGACCCGCGGGCCCUCACCCUCAGGGCAGCCCAAGCUGUGUCCCCACAGCCCACGGAGGCCACCCCUGACGGCAGCACAUAUGCAGAGCUUCCCAGACGCUGACCCGGGACCCCCUGGCCUCUGCACCCACAGACACAAGUCACCUUUUA
This is a messenger RNA of Myotis davidii, 935 nucleotides long. It is a transcript of the gene LAIR1, whose product is annotated as leukocyte associated immunoglobulin like receptor 1. NCBI's taxonomy places the organism in Eukaryota, Metazoa, Chordata, Mammalia, Chiroptera, Vespertilionidae. The record is from RefSeq and is a predicted model, not a curated record. The transcript has 7 exons. Bases 1 to 888 code for a protein of 295 amino acids.